Messenger RNA from Stomoxys calcitrans (stable fly), 1458 nucleotides. RefSeq names its product gustatory and pheromone receptor 39a-like. The record is from RefSeq and is a predicted model, not a curated record. Lineage: Eukaryota; Metazoa; Arthropoda; Insecta; Diptera; Muscidae. Gene Ontology annotation, biological process: sensory perception of taste. The transcript is spliced from 2 exons. The coding region runs from base 198 to 1367 and encodes 389 amino acids. Gene Ontology annotation, cellular component: dendrite; membrane; neuronal cell body.
CUCUACAUUUAGGGUUUUCCUCUUAUUUAUUACCUUGGCAUACAAUGGGUUCAAUUUCUACAACAAUUUGUUUUUGGCUACUGACCCCACACGUGUUUGUGUUUGUAGAUUAAAGGAUAAGUUUUUGAGUCAACAAAGAGUUUAGUGAAAGCAUACCACGAUGGAUGUAAUUGUUAAAAAAAAAGAAACAUUUAGUCAUGCCGCAGAUAUCGUCGUUAACACUUGACCCCAAGUUGAAAGGCAUAUUUUACGUAGCUGUUUUCGUAACACAUCUUCUGGGCCUGCUGAAUUUUUAUUUCGACUACAAAAGCAAGAAGUUUGUCCAAAAGGGAUAUCUAAUGAAAAUCUAUUGUGUGGUAGUACAUGUUGCCUAUUGUAGUCUGCUACCCUUUGCAGCAACAUCUCAUCACAUAGAUCAGAUGGCUUUUAUGCAACGACGUUUCUAUGUUGUGCUCAACCGUGUAGUAACAAUUCUGAGGUUUCCUUCUAUUCUCUUAACUUUAUGGGGCAUAUGGAGAUACAAUGGAAGACUCUUCAAAGUAAUCAGUGGUUUGGAGAGAUUGCGGCUGGAUAAUUUCCAUACAUUAAGCGAAGCGAAACGCCAUGAGAUCUUGAAAAGAAACGACCUCCUAAUUUGGCUUAAACUUGCCACAGCCUUAAGUUUAAUGGCCAUGUUAUAUGUGAGAAUUUUUUUAUUUGCGGACAAUCCCACCUUUCCCCUCAUUUUGUUGGCUGUGUAUUUUGGUUUCCUGGAGAGCCUAACAAUUUUCAAUAUAAAUUUCUUCUUCUGUGGCAUAUGCUAUGUGAACUGUGCUCUGCGUUAUGUCCAAGCGGAAAUAAUGGAGUCCUCUACAAAUAAUACAAUUCCGAGGAAAAUUCAUCAUUUAUCCAAAGUCAUUGAAGAAAUUUGUCAUUUGACCCGCGAAUUGAUUGGCAUUUUCCAAUGGCAACUACUGGCCAUAAUGUUGGCCGAUAUGGUGGCAUUGGUUUCAUUAUUCUUCAACAUAAUCAUAUGGUGGUAUACCUCGGUGGAGCCUUUUAAACUUCCUCUGUUGUUACUAACGCUACAAGCAUCUUUUAUAAAUAUUGGCGAAAUAUUUCUAACAGCUUUCAUUUGUUCGGAUGCAAAAAAAUGCUGGAAAUCUAUUCGGCAGCUACUCUUUGAAUCUGCAACGAGAAAUGGGGCUUCUAGAGACAAUGUGGAGGAAAAAGAUUUGGAGCUUUUCUCUUUGAAAAUGUGUGUUUACCAGGAUAAUACGAACAUUUGUGGAUUUUUUGAUUUGGAUAUGAGGACUGCAUUUAACUUUUUGCAAGCCACUGCUAUAAAUUUGAUCCUAUUGGUACAAUUUGAUUUGAAAACGUCAUAAUAAAGCUAAUUGGAAUAAAAGCUCAAAGCUUGCUUAACCCAAACAGGGGUAUAUAAAAAAAUAGCCAAUAGAGGGAGCAGAUAAGCAUACC